Rodentolepis nana is the source of this 189-nucleotide messenger RNA. The record is from the annotation of a GenBank genome assembly. Lineage: Eukaryota; Metazoa; Platyhelminthes; Cestoda; Cyclophyllidea; Hymenolepididae.
UUCAAACAGGGCAAGCCAGAUGGCACUGGAGCAGAAAAAACGGCAUGUGACAGAAGGGUGCCCCAGAAAUCCGAAUUUGGUUUGGUAAAGGCCCUUGCCUGUACCUAUGGAUUUCGUAUUUUCAUCGCUGGUCUCUUCAAAAUUGUUCAUGAUGUCUGUCUUCUCUCUGGUCCCGUUUUCUUCAAGUGA